ACAUUAUCGUGUAUAGCUGCGAAAAUGAAGACCAACUUCACCGUGGAUGAGGAGGAAUGCAUACUUAAUAAAAUAAUCGAGCAGAAAAAGUAUUACACGUUGCGAGACGAUGAGAGCUUUUGGAGGAACUUAAGCAAAGACGGGAAUUUCAGAAACAGACCGUGGACUAGUUUGAAAACCCAUUUUUUGAGGCACAUUUUCCCCAAUAUUCGCAAAUACAACAUUUCCGAAUUAGAACGAAGAAAAAUCCAGGUGGCUAUGAUACAAACCGAUCCAAACGAUCGCAUUUCCGAUGAUAGUAUCGAAUUCGAUUAUUAAUAACACGUCGUUUUAUA
Molecule: messenger RNA, 335 nt
Organism: Phyllotreta striolata
Lineage: Eukaryota; Metazoa; Arthropoda; Insecta; Coleoptera; Chrysomelidae
Source: the annotation of a GenBank genome assembly